GCAGACGACCCGGGGGGUGAGAGGCCUGCUGCUCGCCAGUCUUAGUCAGGAAAUCUAACUUCCGGGGCUGUACUCUGCGCUCCUUCCUACACCUGUUGAGAGGUCGCCUUGUCCAAACUCCACCAUUUCUGAGUUGCAUCAGUAUGACGGAUAUAAACAAAGAUGGUGGACAGUGUGUCUGCUGAGACCAGAAUAAAGGAGUUAUUAGAAGAGUCUCGUGGCUUCUCGUAUCCAGAUGAUACCAAUGGCAUUAAACGGCGUUAUAAAGACACUGCCUUAAUUUUGUUUAAGCAAUCCCACGAGGAGGAAAACCCCAAGAAUUAUCUUUCAUUUGGAACACGUAGGUCAUCUGCUGUUAGUCAGUAUGGUAACACUCCAAUCAUUGUUCGUCGAUCCCGUAGUUCAAAUGGUGAGCUUUCAACUGUAGUGGAACAGGUGCCCUCUAUACGGGGAAGGUCUUCAGUUAGUGACUAUACAUUGGUAGAAUCAAAGGGAAAGGAUGAUGAUGAUGAUGAUGAUACAGACACUGAAGAUGAGCUUGAAAGUAAAAAGUUUCAGAAAAGUGAAGAGACAGUAGAAGAAAAUGAAAGCAAAGAUUCCAAAAAUGAAAUUAGAUCGAAAGAUAAUAGCCUUCAGAUACAUGCAAAUGAAAUUUUGAUAAAAAAUAAAGCUGAAAACCAAGCAGAUUUAACACGAACACAAAAAAAUGACGAGACCAAUAAUGGACUACCGACUCAAGCUUGCGAGAACAGAAAAAGUUUCAGCCAUUAUGACUUGCCAAUACAGAGGAACAAGGAUCAUGAUGAAUUGGAGACUAAAAGUUGUGAAAAGGAAAUUGAAGAGAAGAAUGAAAGAAAAGUUGAAGAAAUUGAUCAUAAAGCAAAAUUAGAAAAUGGGAAAUUAGCAAACGAAAAUGAGGACCUUAGGAAAGUUUCUGAAAAGGAAGAAUUACCUAAAGUUGAACAUGACAAUAUAAAUGACACAAAAUGCCAUGAAAGUAAGAGCUGUCUUGUCUCGGAGGGCAAUAAAGGUAGCCAGAGUACAUUAUACUAUCAAGAGAGUGAUUCAAAAACCAAUACAUCUCAAGAUGUAAUUGAAAUUGCAAAGCCAGACUGCCCCGAUAUAGAUCACGAAGCUGUACUGAGAGCUUAUGUUCAACAGUCUGCUGCAAUAAAUAAGUCGCUACAGGAAGGGCUAAGUAAAUCUUGUUAUUCAGAUAGUUAUCAAGAAAAAUUACCUUCUGAUAAUAAAUAUGUUGAAUUAAAGAUAGUUGAAUCUGUGGAUAAGCCUCUAAACAGUGGUUUAGAUAAAGGUUGUAGUACAGUUACAAAAAAUGCUCUUACUACCGAUAUAUUGAAAUUUGGUGAGGAUGAUGAUGUAAUAUUUAUUGAUGCAAAUUCACCUUUGCUUGCGAGAACAAAGGCCAGAUGCGAAUCGUCCAUCGAUUCAAGUCAGGAAUUGCUGAAGACACAAGAUAAUGCAGAAAGUUGGUCAAUAAUAACUACACCCACUCCAAAACAUAAAGAUCAAAAUCUUUGCAGAUCUUCUCCUCCUUUAAUUGAAAGAUCUUCAAAGCCUGAGAGCCCUCAGUAUCUAAAAGGAGAUAGCGUAGAAGAUGUAAGUAAAUAUCUUGAGACAGAAAAUCACAGUGGGCUUCUUGAUCUGCCAAUGAGAUGUCCCACACCUCCAAAGAGAAGCCCCAGAAGAUCUCCUAGAGUGCCUAAAGAAAAUGACAGGAAUAGGCAGGGCUGUUCAUCUUUAGUUCUUCCUUCAGAUGAUAAGACAGAAGAAUCUUAUCCAAAGGGAACUAAAUCUGCAUCACCCACUUCAAACUCUAAGGAAGCAUCAAAAUUUUUCUCUUUCUCUCUCAAAGGAGAGAAGAGCAAAAGUUCUUCAUCUCUAAGUUCUAAAAAAGGCAAAGAUAGAGACAGAGUAUCUGCACCAAGAAUUGAGGGCAAAGGCCUUCCAACCCAGGCCUCUGGUGUUAUAAAUUCUGUCACUGAAACUGAUUCAAAAGUUGGUCAGCUUGAGACGUUUGGGAAAAGAGUUGGUGUUCGUAGUAUGGUAAUUGAUGGUACAAUUAAACGAAAUUUUAUUGUAAUCCAUCCAUCUGAUGACUCUGAAACAGUUGGACUUGCUCCAUUGUCCUCUGCUUCCAAUGGUAAAGAGAAUUCUGUGUAUACUUCAACAGCAUUAUUAAGCAUGAAAACCCACUUAUCUGAGCCGAAAAAAGAUAAUCUUGAAUCGGUGAAGAGAAUAUCUUGUAAAGCAGACCUAAAGGAAGAGCUGUCAGGUAUGUCUGUAAAUGAUGGCAUUUCUUUGAAUAUCGGGCAAAUGUCGAAAAGUUUAAGAAUUAAGAAGAAAAUUACUGGACGUAAAAUUGUGGGAAGCUCUCAGAGUUUAUCAAGUGAAUCGACAAGCUUUAGUUUUGCAGAUUCACAAGCAAUUUACAGGUCUUCACUUGUCUUGCCUGAUGUAGAUACCAGCUCUGUUGUUAAAUCUUCACAACACUUAAAUAAUAGCUCGUCUAGAACGGUAUCAAAACUUUGUGUAGUCAUGUGAAUGGUUUCAAACUUUUAUUUCUAUGGUACUGUUUAUUAAGCAAUACCAGUUCAGUGUACUUUUUAAGUAGCAUGUCAAAUAGCAAAAAAAUAUGUAUAUAUAAUAUAUAUUUAAGCAUUAAUGGUAAUGGUUGCCUAGCGGAUAUUGCUAUUUGAACUUAUUAGUAAAUAUUUGGUAUUAUUGCAAAGUUACAAACGACAAAAUGCAUUUUUUUUUUUUUGUGGUAGUUAAAACAUGAUUGUCACAAGGUAUUUCAAUUGUGAUCCUAGGUGUUGGGUCACAUCCAGGCAAACCAGUGAAAAAAAAAGUAAUUAUGAAGAUGAAACUUCCAAAUUGAUCUGAUGGAGUUGUCGAGUAUGGUCUAUAAAAAUAUUAUUUAUAAAUAUUAUGAUUUUUUUGUUUUGUUAAUAGAAUUUUUUUUCUUUAUUCACAAAGCUGUAAUUUUAUUGUCUUGUUCUUUUGCCUGUGUGAAUGAAUUUUAUUUUUUGUUUUAGAUGGGGUAUAUGGUAAUAAAAUGUUUAAUGAAAAAUGAGUGCAUGUUUGCAGGAAGUUUGAAAAUGUUCUAUGUUGAUAUUCUCAUUUAUUUGAUUUGCAAGCUAUGAUUUUUUCACGAGUCGUCGUGAGGAUAUAUUACAUGCCACCUUCACGGUUCGUAUAUAUUUAAUA
Messenger RNA from Procambarus clarkii (red swamp crayfish), 3228 nucleotides. RefSeq names its product enolase-phosphatase E1. The record is from RefSeq and is a predicted model, not a curated record. NCBI's taxonomy places the organism in Eukaryota, Metazoa, Arthropoda, Malacostraca, Decapoda, Cambaridae.